CUAAUCACUGACGGUAAAAUGACGUGUUUGCUGAUCGACCGACCAACACCACUGAGAAAACGUGGAACUCUAGCGAACUACAACAAGGAAACAACGUGUUAACUCAGGGUAUCGUCCUGUUUGGACAUAACAGUUUUGAUCUGAGGAAGUACAGCUAAACACAAAGAAACACAUCCAGCCGUUUGGGAUUCAGCUUGUAUUGUGCUGAGAAUGAAGAGAGAAGUGAGAGCCGGGGUGAACUUUCUGAAAGGUUUGGCAGUGCAGCGAGGAGGUGUAGAUCAAAUUAAAGCCAAACUUUUUGCAUCUAAAUUGCAAGAGCUUCUGCUGGAAAAGUUUACAGGUCACUGGUAUCCAGAUAAUCCCAGCAAAGGGCAGGCGUACAGAUGCAUCAGAAUAAAUGCUAGCCAUCCCUGUGAUGAAUCCGUAUCAAAAGCCUGCAUGGAGAGUGGCUUCAAGUCAAGUGAGCUGGGCUUUCCUCGUGAAAUCACAAUGUGGAUCGACCCCAUGGAGGUCUGUGUCCGGUCUGGAGAGAACGGCAGAUAUUUCACAGUGGCUCAUUUUGAUAAAGUGGAGGAUGAAGAAAAGGACUCGAAUAAUAAUGACACUCUUAGCCAAGUGGAUUCUGUGAAUCUGGAUACAUCAGACUAUCAUUCGGCAAGCUCAUCUGACUGUGGCUCAGCGGUCUCAAGUGAUACAGAAGAGGAGGUGAAAGACAAUAAAUUGAGAAAAGUGCCAGAGAGGACAGCAGAGAGCACACUUUGUACAUCAAGAUCCAAAGCAAGGGAGCCAAAAGGAAGACGCAAGUUUCCUCCAUCUCAGAUCCCUGGCCCGCAGUACUUCUAUAACCCUGCACCGAUGUGGCCCCAGUACAAGAAAAAGAGAGGCAUGUUCUUCACCACUGUCUGCGCACCAGCACCUUCUCCACUGUUUGCAUACUAUGUUCUGCCCAAAGCAGCUCCUCAGUUCAUUGUGCCUCACGCUGCCCUGCAAACCUGGGGGACGGUGAAAGGGUAAAAAGCUCCAAAGCAAUUAGCACAUACACCUAGUACGUGGGCGUUUCUGAAUAAUAUGAAACUUAUCUGCCACUGCAGGGAACUUUAUAGCUUAUCAUAAUGAACUUGAGAUAUAGUGUCAAGCCAACUAUUUAACUUUUGUAUUUAUUUUUUGAUACGCCUUUUGCUUUUAACAUAUUUUAUCAUUAUAUAGGCUUUCUUUAGUUGAGCGAUGCAUUCAAUCUGCUUUUGCACAAAACACUCAGUUAUUACUUUAAUCUUUGGCCUAAGUUAGAUUGCUGCAUACUUGAAUUUUUACUUUUAUUUUUGGAAACUGCAGCUUUUACACCUGCUUGUGUAGAUGCUUUACUAACAUUUUAUUCAAAUGACGUUUGAGAGUUUUCAUGCAAUAUAAUGCAGUGUAAAAACACAUUUUUUUCAAAUAUUACCAGCUGUACCUCAGAAAAUACCAAGCAUUUUAUAAUAUUUCUAUACAAAAAUCAACUCUCACUGAAGCCAGAGGUUUGGAAUUAUUUGCUGCCUGUAGAUUCAGUUCCUGACUAAUGUGAAUUCACCAUUUCAUUUUAAGGAUAAUCCUACCUGCUCAAUAUUUAGAAAGAACUGCAUUAAUAAUAAUAUGCCUUUUAAAAACUAUUUAUGCUAUUCUAUGCACAUGUUUAUCUUUUUUAAAUGGUAAUGUAAUGGUUGAUUUACUGUAAUUUAUUUAAAUACCACUAGGUGGUAGUACACAUUGCCAAAAGCCAUAUUUGUACAUUUCAUCAUCUUCAAUGUUUUGAUUGUACAUAAUAAUUUUCUUUCUGAUCUUGCUGGUGUCUGUUUUCUGAAAACUACAUGUAACAAUUUAUAGCAGGGAUGCCCAAACUUUUUUUACAUGAAGGGCCAAAAAACAAAUAUCACUGAAUUAUUUUACAUUAAAGUUUCCAUGGGUAAUUUCAUAAUUAAUUUUAUAAUAUUUAAAAAUAGAUAGAAAUUAAAAUUAUAACUUUUUGCAAUAAGAUCAUAAACAUUCAUAACACAGUGAAGUUUAACGCUGAAUUCAUUAGUCGAGCAGAAUAUGCCUUUGCCUCUAUCUGUCGGGUAACAGUGUACAUUUUUAAUUAAAUCUGAUUAAAUGAAACCACUUAAAUUGAAACCUUUCAUUUCAGUUUGUGUAGCAAUAUAACAAACAAAUAAAAAAGUUAAUUAAAUUGGAAAUAAAAAUCUCUAAAUCAGGGGUGGCCAAACUUUUUCUUAUGAAGGGCCAAAAUACAAACUUAAUUGAGGCUAGUUGGCCGAAGGUAAAUAUAUUUGCUAUGGGUAAAUUCCUUAUUUAUUUAAAAAUAUUUGAAAAUAACUAGAUAGCAUUGCUUUAUAUUAAUUAAUACGGUACAUAUAUAUAUAUUUAUUUAUUUUUUAAUUUUUUUAUUAUUAUUUUUUUUUUACAUUUUAUACUGAACUUAUUACAGUAAAAACUAAAAAUCUCAUGGAGUUAAGAAUCUAGUUACACUAGUUGUUGCCUUGAUUUGCUUUCCUAUGUCUUCUGCAUAGUCCUCUAUUUGUUGUGACAGUAUUUAUAUUUUUAAAACUCAGAUUUAUUUACAUUUGAAUUAAACAUUUAAUUUCAAUUAGCUUUUUUGUAGCUUCGCAAUAAAACAAACAAACUAAAAAGGGUUAUGUCAAAUUAGGGCUGGGCGAUAAAAUCGGUAUCAGUAUUUAUUGACAGAACACCGUUGUCAAUAUCGAUUUAAAAAAAAAUUGAUCAGAAGUACGCAAGUAAGUUUUGGUAGGACCAGGGCGGGGCCAAGUCGAAGCACUCACUUUGGUCCCCUGGGCUCUGUGAUUGGGAAAUUCCAGAUUGAACCAAAACAAACUUACAAUUGGCUUAAGAUUAGCAGUUAAAGUUCAGGACAUUGCAACCUGCAGAACCAGGGAAAAAAAGAUGUUUGGGUAUGAAGCGCUAUAGUUUUAUUAAUUUGGUUGCUAAGCUUGUCAUGCGUACAUGUGAUAAUUUUUUUUUUUUUUGCAAUAUCGCCUUUCCCUAUGUCUAAUUAGAAAUGACAAUCUCUAUUAAAGACAUUGCCCCAAUCCUUUCUAUUAUUCUCAGAUGGGAUGGUGGGCCAAAUCAAAGGUUACAAUGGGCCAUCUUUAGCCUGCGGGCCCUACUUUGGGCAUCUCUGCUCUAAACCAUUAGCAUCAUUCUCCCUCUCAGAUAGGAUGGCGGGCCAAAUCAAAGGUUACCAUGGGCUUUAUGGUUUAUAGUGUCCUCAUCUCACUGGUGCUUUCAUGAGUUCCAACAAAUUGUUUUAAUAAUUUACAUUUUGUAGAUCUAUUUAAUUUUUAUACAGUAAUUACUUAUUUAAAACUUAGCAUAUUGAAUUUUAACACUGGAACUGAACUUUUUAUAUGCAUUAUUGUUAUAUAAAUUAAUUGUGUGCAGUUUUUUACUAUUACUGGCUUUUGCUCAGUUUUCAACUGUGUAUUUAUAAAUGCUUCCGUUUAGUGUAUUUUGAAAUGUUUUUUUAUGCAGUCACUGUGUAUAUGGCUCCUGCUUCAGCAAAAGGGCAAUGAGAUCUUUUUUCAUGACUAUGUUAAAUCGAUCAGUUACAAAUAUGUAUUUUCUUAAUAAAACUGUGACGGCUUUAAAAAAAAAAUGUUUGUAGAAAUUUAUUUUCACCCACCACAUUUAUUUAAUUCUUGAUUUAUUUAUAUUCUUCACUGACCUAAAAUGUAGAAAUUCUGACUUUAAUCCUUUAAUACUUAUUUAAUCUUUCCAUAAAGUCAGGUAAUUUUGAUGGUCUGGAGAACAGUUUGGAUCUUUAAAGAAUUUUGGAUCUCCAGAACAUCUCUGGAACUCUGAAAAAAUAGAAAUUCUGUCAUCAUUUUUCACUUUUUCCAAACCGGUUUCAAAAUUAGAAUGUUGGUGGCCACCAAUUUUUAAAGUAUUUUAGUUGAUGUUGAUGUUUAAAUGUUGAUGUCUUCAAACAUUCUUCCAAAUAUCAUUUGAUAAAUAAUAAAUAAACAAUCAAAAAAA
Messenger RNA from Danio rerio (zebrafish), 4023 nucleotides. The record is from RefSeq and is a predicted model, not a curated record. NCBI's taxonomy places the organism in Eukaryota, Metazoa, Chordata, Actinopteri, Cypriniformes, Danionidae.